Messenger RNA from Homo sapiens (human), 1843 nucleotides. It is a transcript of the gene CDIPT, whose product is annotated as CDP-diacylglycerol--inositol 3-phosphatidyltransferase. Gene Ontology annotation, biological process: phospholipid biosynthetic process; CDP-diacylglycerol metabolic process; phosphatidylinositol biosynthetic process. The coding region runs from base 370 to 1011 and encodes 213 amino acids. The transcript is spliced from 6 exons. The record is from RefSeq and is marked reviewed. Gene Ontology annotation, molecular function: diacylglycerol binding; CDP-diacylglycerol-inositol 3-phosphatidyltransferase activity; phosphotransferase activity, for other substituted phosphate groups. Lineage: Eukaryota; Metazoa; Chordata; Mammalia; Primates; Hominidae. Gene Ontology annotation, cellular component: membrane; endoplasmic reticulum membrane; plasma membrane.
AAGCCACUUUUUCCUCUCUCCAAUUUUGCAACGACGGGCGCGGAGGAGGAGGUUCCCGGAAGCCACGCGCAGCUGGAGCAGCGGCGACCGCAGCUGGAGGCCCGGAGCGCCUGCGGGGCUGGCAGAGGCGAGGGAGGUUGCGGGUAGGAAGGGCGGACUGCGCGCGCCCCCUGCGUCCCGCGCACCUCGGGGCCGGUCCAUGCUCCCGACGGCUGCGGGCUUCAGCAUCUGGGGCCAGGUUGGGGCGGCGGGGUCCAGGGCGCAGGUGGUGCGGCCGAUGCGCCGGGCCGGAGGCUGAGGCCGCGCUGCGGGGCUGGGACAGCACUGGCAUCUCCAGAGCAGGCCCGGGGCAGCAAGGGAGGCGCCGCGAUGCCAGACGAAAAUAUCUUCCUGUUCGUGCCCAACCUCAUCGGUUAUGCCCGGAUUGUCUUCGCCAUCAUUUCUUUCUACUUCAUGCCCUGCUGCCCCCUCACGGCCUCCUCCUUCUACCUGCUCAGCGGCCUGCUGGACGCUUUCGAUGGACACGCUGCUCGCGCUCUUAAUCAAGGAACCCGGUUUGGGGCCAUGCUGGACAUGCUGACGGACCGCUGCUCCACCAUGUGCCUGUUGGUCAACCUGGCCCUGCUGUACCCUGGAGCCACGCUGUUCUUCCAAAUCAGCAUGAGUUUGGAUGUGGCCAGUCACUGGCUGCACCUCCACAGUUCUGUGGUCCGAGGCAGUGAGAGUCACAAGAUGAUCGACUUGUCCGGGAAUCCGGUGCUUCGGAUCUACUACACCUCGAGGCCUGCUCUGUUCACCUUGUGUGCUGGGAAUGAGCUCUUCUACUGCCUCCUCUACCUGUUCCAUUUCUCUGAGGGACCUUUAGUUGGCUCUGUGGGACUGUUCCGGAUGGGCCUCUGGGUCACUGCCCCCAUCGCCUUGCUGAAGUCGCUCAUCAGCGUCAUCCACCUGAUCACGGCCGCCCGCAACAUGGCUGCCCUGGACGCAGCAGACCGCGCCAAGAAGAAGUGACGCUGGAGCCCCGGGUCCUGGCUGCCCACCUGCCCUGGGAGUCUUGCUGUGCCACACAGCUCCCCACCCCCUGCUAGGAGGUCCCAGUCUCACGCCUUCCUCAUGUGUUGUUCUACCUGCUGGGAUGGGGGUCAGCCUCUCUUUGGUGACGUCACGUUCUCUGGGAUCCUGAGGACCCGGGCCUCAAAUCAGGGAGGAUACGCGGGAGGCCCCCUCCAUCCAGGCGGUGCUCCUGGGGUGCCGGGACCGGGCAGUGUCACACCCUGCCUGCUCAGUCCUGGGGUCCGAGAUGCUAGGGACGCUUGAGUGAGGGAGGUGGUGUGAGGGCCAGGUUUCCUGAAAGGCGGGAGUCAGACCUCCGCCCCCAGCCAGAGCAAGCUUGGGGCACCAUGCCCAGGAGGGAAGAAGCCAUCCACAGCCUUCCCUGUCACCGGCUCCUCUGUCCUGCCUACCCUGGUCCUGGCGGGACUUCACUAUUUGACUUGGUUUCCUUUCAGAUAUUCUUGGCUCAGGGCCUGGGUUGAGGGAGCUUAGGGAAGGACGUCCGUCUGGGUGCUUUUCCUCCAGUUUGCUGGCUGGCUUCUCCGUCUACCCACAGUGACCUCACAGAGAGGCCCUCCUGCCACCCAUGCUCAUGUGGUGUCCCCACCGCCCACUUGUUUGAUGUCACUGACUGUCUACAUGUAUUUAUAUUCUUGAUAUUUUCUACCCUCACUAGAAUGUAAACUCCAUGAAGGCACAGACUUUUCUUGUUCUCUUCUCUAUCCCUAGAGUAAGACCAACUUGAACCUGGCAUAUAGUAGCUGCUUAAUAAAUACUCGUCUGUCAAUGA